AUGCCCAAGAAAUCGAAAGGCUCCGUUUAUGCCACAUUGAGCCGACAUUUUGAAGACAGCUGGACGUCGGAAAUCAUGGCUAUGUCUUUUUCGGGUCUCUGCCUGAUUGCCAUGGUCAUAGUCUUGAGAGAGUUUGAUGGCCGGCCUGUGCCUGAACUUCCCGAUAUAGUGAACCUUAACGCUAUUGUUUCAACAUUGUCGGCUGCGGCAAAGUCAUCUCUCUUGUAUGGAGUCUCUGCAGCUCUUGGACAGGCCAAAUGGAGUUGGUAUUAUGGACCGAAAAAGCGACUGGACGAUUUCGAGGUUUUGGACGAGGCGAGCAAAGGCCCUCUGGGAUCCGUCCAGAUGCUGCUGGGAAGGACAAUUUUCUCAGUAGGAUCACUUGGCGCCAUCGUCAUAAUUAUUGCUCUCGCACUUGAUCCCUUUGUACAGCAAGUCAUUCUUGUUUCUUCAGAUCCUGUCUCAACAAAAGGCAACGAGGCCUGGACGGGGAUCGCGUUCUGGAAUCGACAAGCCAUAUAUGAACGGACUGCCCACUGCCCGACUGGAAACUGCACCUGGGAUCCUUUUUCAUCUUUGGGUUGGUGCGUUAAGUCUCAGACCAUCGCUGAUCCGGCAAGUAUCGAAUUGACAAAUUGCGACAUUGCGUACAACGAAACAGACUUUGACAGUAUCUACGAAACCUUUGCAUCACUCGGAGACCGCAAAACAAGCUCACGAACCUGCGAGAUUCAUAUUGAAAAUGCGACAACUCCACUGAACUAUCCCAUACAGUUUUCCCUGAGUGGAGGUCGUGGUCCCCUUGCCGUGAACCUCGCUGGAGAGGAACCGGAUCGUGUAACCACCCUACCUGUUGAGAUCAUGGCACCUUUGCAUAUAUUCAAUGGAAGUAUAAGCCAAGGCACUUAUCUUGGGGUGAAUAAUCCAAUCGUUGCUCUUGGACACGCCCGAUUCUCUGGAUCUGAUAUCAACAAGCGAAGAAGGAAGCCGGAAAUUCUUGAACACUCGGUCAUCUCGCUGUGCCAGAGAAAAUACAACGUGAGUGUUGUGGCAGGGCAGACCUUGACUCAGAUACUGGAGACGCAUUACGGACACUUUUACCAAGAUGAGGCAGCAGAUAUGAUACUCGGAGAGACCAGCUGGUGCUGGACCCCCGGUCAAGAAACACCGAGCUUCCAGGCCAUUUCGGGACAAUUCGCCAAUACUCCAUAUCUCCUAGACUCUGCAACAGCGUCGUUCUGUACCACGACCGACCAUCUUUCCCUAGGAAGCGACAUUGUGAGCCGGCUCGCCAGUGCCUCUACAUUGAACUUUACACACUCUGCAAAGGGUCAAGACAGUCAAGCUUCAUCACUUUCCUACCACGGAGCAAACAACACAUCCGGAGAGGACAUUCUGAAUAGGAUAUCAUCCCAAAGCUUGGGAAACAUAACCGGAGCACUUUCAGAAGCUCUGAAUAGUCUCUAUUAUGACGACAAACAAGAGUCAGUAUCGGGUCAUUUCAUUACGUAUCAAGCCACGGUUCAUGUGCGCUGGGAAUGGAUGACAUUACCCAUAUUCUUGGAAGUCUUGGGCAUCAUAUUCAUGCUCAUUGUCAUGUUUACCAAUCGUCGGAGGCCUUUAUGGAAAGGCUCAACUCUUGCCACUCUGUACCACGGAUUAGAAUACCCAUCAAACGGACAGGGCCUCCACAAGACGAGCGGUAUGCGGGAAAUGGCACAGUCGACUCGCGUCAACUUGAGAUACUCGGACCAGAUGAAUAAAAUGACGCUUCAAGCAUCACAACAUAACGAAGACAAUCGAAUAGGUCGCCCCGCCCCAGUUGUCGAGCCUGAAGUUACCAACACCGUUAUUGCCGCCCGAGAAAGAGAAGACCCAAGGCAUGGUGAUUUGCAAAGACGUUGA
Molecule: messenger RNA, 1905 nt
Organism: Pestalotiopsis fici W106-1
Lineage: Eukaryota; Fungi; Ascomycota; Sordariomycetes; Amphisphaeriales; Sporocadaceae
Exons: 3
Coding region: 1-1905 (634 amino acids)
Source: RefSeq, a predicted model, not a curated record